Hyalella azteca is the source of this 2482-nucleotide messenger RNA. RefSeq lists its product as uncharacterized. Lineage: Eukaryota; Metazoa; Arthropoda; Malacostraca; Amphipoda; Hyalellidae. The transcript is spliced from 5 exons. The record is from RefSeq and is a predicted model, not a curated record. The coding region runs from base 90 to 2108 and encodes 672 amino acids.
GAGACGGUGCUCAGCGUUAACGCUUCUCGACGUUGUCGAUUAUAGUUCAACAAGUGUAUCUGGUCAAGAAGAAUCUCGUCAUAAAAGAAAUGUCACAUCUCAAACAGUGGAGAAGAUAUAGAACUGAAAUAAAUUCUUUAGCUUUACCAACCAACAAUGAAUCUGCUGCUAUUGUUUGUGGCACUGUUGAUAACAUUGAAACUAAGGGUAAUUUAUCUCCUACUGUUACUAAUAGAGACACUGUGACCAACACAGAUACUACUGUUACCUUGGAAGAUGACCUGGAUAAUAAUGUAGAUAAUCUUCCAGCAACUGUAUUAGAAUUUGAUGGUACUGAAAUUCAAACCCACUCGCUGCUAUCAGAUUCUUCUAUAUUAGAAGAUAGUUGUGAUAGUGAUGCACUUCCAUGUGAAAAUACAACUGAUGAAGAAAUUGUUCCUGAUUUAACUUCACAACUGGCGGAAUGGGCAGUUAAAAAUAACCAAACUCGCUCAUCCAUCAACGAACUCUUGUUAAUAUUAAGGAUGCAUGGGCAUAGUCUCCCUAAAGAUGCUCGCACCUUAUUACAGACUCCAAAAAUUAUUCAAAUUAAAGAGAAGUGCAAUGGUACCUAUCAGUACUUUGGGCUGAAAUCCGGUAUUUCCAGAGUUAUAGAACAACAUGGUGACUUUUUCAGGAGAGUAGGAGUUGCCUCAUUGAAUUUCAAUGUAGAUGGAAUGCCUCUCUUCAAGUCAUCAAGUCUGCAAUUAUGGCCCAUUUUGUGCAGUGUAGAAAAUCAUGAACCAUUUAUUGUGGGAAUUUAUUGUGGGAAACAUAAGCCCAGUCCUGUGGCAGAAUACCUCUCAGAUUUUCUUUUGGAAUUGAAUGAAUUGCUUGCAUCUGGUCUGAAUCAUCAAGAUGUGCAAUUGAAAAUUGUUCUUGGUGCUUUUAUCUGUGAUGCACCUGCAAGGGCUUUUUUGAAGUGCAUAAAAGGACAUAAUGCAUAUUACAGUUGUGAACGGUGCAUUGCCAAAGGGACAUGGGCUGGACGUGUUGUGUUCAACUUGCCUGUCAGUGGUCUGUGUUCUUUGCGCACAGAUGAAGAAUUUUCCGGGAUGAAAUAUGCAGAUCACCAGAUUUCUCCAUCUCCUCUCAUUGCUCUAGGUGUUAAGUGUAUCACAGCCUUUCCUCUUGAUUACAUGCAUAGUGUGUGUUUGGGAGCUGUGAGACGCAUUCUUAAUUUUUUCAAGAGUGGGCCAAGAGUAUGUAAAUUGUCUCAAAAUCAAAUUGGCAUAAUUUCAGAAAAAAUGACAAGUUUAAAUGGCAAAAUGCCAAGAGAAUUCGCUCGUCAACCUCGGUCUCUCGAAUUUCUUGACCGCUGGAAGGCAACAGAGUUUAGACAGUUCCUCCUUUACACAGGUCCUCUUGUGCUCCUUGAUGUUGUUGGAGAGGAAGUGUACAAUCAUUUCGUGUCUCUUACAGUUGCCUUGUCAAUACUUUUAGACUCCAACGAUUUAAGGCGAAAUGCUUAUCUUUCUUAUGCACGUGAACUCUUAAUUCACUUUGUUUGUUCUUCAACUAACAUCUACGGUGAAACUUUUGUCACAUACAACAUUCAUUCAUUGAUCCACUUAGCAGAUGAUGCAUCAAACUAUGAAAUGAGUUUGAACAGAUUGAGUGCAUUUCCAUUUGAAAAUUAUUUACAGAAAUUGAAAAAGCUUGUGAAGAACGGUAAAAAUCCUGUUUCACAAAUCGCCAAGCGGCUACAUGAACUAAAUUGCUGUAAAUCAGGAACUUCACCAAAUACGCGCAUGUUUGUGUCGGCAUCAAGGAAAGAUGGUGUGUUUUUAUUGAAAAAUAAUUUAUUUGCAUUUGUCAAUGAGAAGAAAAAUGCUGGUUCUUUCUUGUGUACAGUAAUUAGCCAAAGACAGGUCCAAAACUUCUUCACCCAUCCUUGUGACUCCAUGCUCCUGAACAUUGGAUUUUUGAGUGAAGAAUCUAUCUCUCGCUUUGGAAAAAGUUGUUCAAUAAGUAUUGAAGAUAUUGAACGCAAAGUAAUCUGCCUACCAUUUGGUGCUGGCCAACUUCUUUUGCUUCCCCUUCUCCACGAAACUGAAAGACACCUUUAGAUGAAUGGAGAGGAUGCCCAACGUGUGGUCACGAGCGGUUUGGUUGGAGGGGACCAAAGAAACGGAAGGGACCAUACCAACUGCUUGGAUUGAGGGACGUUCCGUCAGGUGGCCCAACAAAGGCAAUGCAGCAGCAUUGCUCCGUGAGAAGCAUGUACCGUGCAGCAGUUGGCUAUCAUUUGACUUGAUCAAAGUGAAAUGCACCUCUGAGAGUCAGCGUACUUGUGAGCAACACGACGAAACGACUGCAGCCGAAAGUGAGGAGGAACCGGAGCCUGCCUACGCCCCGGUUAAGAAGAAUACGUCGUUAACAACAUAUCAGCAUGAAGUUAGUGACAGCGAUGAGUCUGGACUGCUGAAGCAGGCCGCUUCUU